UUUUUGUUCUUUUCUUCUUCAUCCAACUGGCUUCUGCUCCGCAGGUGACCGGUAAAGACUGCUCCUACAUUUUUUCCUUAAAAAAAAAUAAAUAUACUUAAUCGAACGUUUCGAGCAGGCGGUUUAGUGUUCAAUAUAUACUGAAACCUAAAAAUAGAUUUUGAUUUCGGUCCGAAACCGAUUGGGUAAGUCUAGUCCAGUGCUGAAUUACACUUCACCGCUGAAAAUUUACUACAAAACUGUUAAACCCUAAUAUACGUCGCCGGUGAAAAGGGGAGUUCAAAUCACAUGUCGAAAAGGAAGAGAAACGAGUCCGAAGAAACCAUGGAGAUUUUAUGGCAAACCCCUGCCAACCCUCCCCAGCGCCAAGACUACAUUUUUCGAGACGGUAAGCAGGUUUGGAAUCUGGCACGCAAGCACCAAUUCAGGGAAAUGGCCCAAACUUUCUUAUCUUUUUUUUUGGCAGGAAUAAGGUACGUGAGACCUUACUAUUUCGAGUUCAUCUCACAUGCUAAGAAUCGAUGGGCAGGGAAAACCAUUGUGGAUUUAUUUGCUGAUGAAUUCAAAGGGCGGCCGCGUGAUUAUUAUGUAUCUGCAGUGAAGGCUGGGCGUAUACAAGUUGAUGGACAGACUGUGCCUGUAUCAUAUGUAAUUAAGUCGUCACAGAAAAUAAGCCAUUUUGUGCACAGGCAUGAACCGCCAGUAAGGGCAAAGGAUAUCCAGAUUCUCCAUUCUGAGCCUGAUGUCUUGACUAUUUGUAAGCCUGCAUCAGUUCCUGUACAUCCCUGUGGGCAAUAUCGGAAGAACACAGUCAUUAGUAUACUGCAAGCAGAGCAUGAUAUGGAACCCUUGUUUCCAAUACAUAGGUUAGACCGCUUGGUCUCUGGACUUCUUAUCCUAGCCAGAAGUGCUUCUAAAGCUGACAUUUUUCGGCAGCAGAUUGAAUCAGGAGAGAUUAAGAAACAGUAUAUUGCAAGGGUGAGGGGAGUAUUUCCUGAAACAGAGCAAGUUGCCAAUGCAAGCAUUGACUAUAAUCCUCGAGAAGGAAAGAGCACAGUAGAGUUAUCAAAUAAUCCAAAUGGGAAAAAUCCUUCCAAAGGCAAGGCCGCCUGCACAAAGUUCACUAGAAUUAGCACUAACGGAACACAAAGCCUUGUCUUGUGUGAACCAAUCACCGGAAGGACACAUCAGAUACGCGUCCACUUGCAAUUUUUGGGGCAUCCUAUAGCAAAUGACAUGCUUUACCUAUCAGAAUCCGCUCCCCUUCGUUCUAUUGAAGGAUUAAGUGCGGAUAGAGCUGCUUCUAACUCAAGGCCUCUUAAAGAAGCAAGUUUUAACGAGAUCCAAGUGCCUCAACCUUCCUAUGAGCUCACUGAAGAUUUCCACAUUGAUCCUAUGUGUACCAACUGUCCAAAUCUAGAACCUAAAGGAUAUGAUGGGCAUGAAGAGGGACUAUGGCUGCACUGUGUUAAGUAUUCAGGGCCUGACUGGACUUAUGAGUGCCCAUACCCUUCCUGGGCAUCUCUUUGUUAACACACUUGUCUUCUGUAAGUUGUCCUGUAUAUGCAUCCAUAACCCAUUAUUUAUACUCAGUUCUUUCUCUAAUUCUUGGGCUCCAGAGGGUUUAGGAAUACAUGUCAAGAACCUAAAAGCCUCAUCUUGUUUGUCAAGAUUAUUACAUUUUAGUCUCUCUUUUUGGUCGAAAGUAGUCAUGAUCCUAAAUUCAGAUCUAAAACUCACCAUUCUAACAUGAGGUGAGUGCUGGUGGGCUGGGAUGGGAUAAUAUGUUAUGUCUUCUUUCUCAUAAAAUAUUGAAUCUAAAGUACUUUUAAAUCAGAA
Molecule: messenger RNA, 1839 nt
Organism: Andrographis paniculata
Lineage: Eukaryota; Viridiplantae; Streptophyta; Magnoliopsida; Lamiales; Acanthaceae
Product: RNA pseudouridine synthase 7
Exons: 11
Coding region: 289-1533 (414 amino acids)
Biological process (GO): pseudouridine synthesis
Molecular function (GO): pseudouridine synthase activity; RNA binding
Source: RefSeq, a predicted model, not a curated record